Molecule: messenger RNA, 5052 nt
Organism: Dama dama (fallow deer)
Lineage: Eukaryota; Metazoa; Chordata; Mammalia; Artiodactyla; Cervidae
Gene: SPRED3
Product: sprouty related EVH1 domain containing 3
Exons: 6
Coding region: 9-1313 (434 amino acids)
Biological process (GO): multicellular organism development; negative regulation of MAPK cascade
Cellular component (GO): membrane
Molecular function (GO): protein kinase binding
Source: RefSeq, a predicted model, not a curated record
AGGUAGAUAUGGAGAAGGAGGUAGGCAUGGGAGAAAAGAGAUGGCAAGAGGAAGAAAGAAGCCAUGCUGGAAGAAGGUACAUGGUUCGGGUCCGAGCCGUGGUGAUGGCCCGAGAUGACUCCAGUGGGGGCUGGCUGCCUGUGGGGGGCGGGGGCCUCAGCCAGGUGAGCGUAUGUCGGGUCCGAGGGGCCAGGCCCGAGGGGGGGGCCCGCCAGGGGCACUACGUCAUCCACGGGGAGCGCCUCCGGGACCAGAAAAUCACCUUGGAGUGUACCCUGAGGCCAGGCUUGGUUUACAACAAGGUGAACCCCAUCUUCCAUCACUGGAGCCUGGGUGACUGCAAGUUUGGGCUGACGUUUCAGAGCCCGGCCGAGGCAGAUGAGUUUCAGAAGAGCCUGCUGGCAGCGCUGGCUGCUUUGGGUCGAGGCUCGCUCACCCCCUCUUCCUCCUCCUCUUCCUCCUCCCCUUCCCAGGACACUGCAGAGACCCCCUGCCCUCUGACGUCCCACGUGGACAGCGACUCCUCCUCCAGUCACAGCCACCAGGAGACGCCUCCCAGCGCAGCAGCGGCCCCCAUCGUCACGGUGGAGUCAGCUUCCGGCUUCGGGCCGGCCACGCCCCCCCAGCGCCGCCACUCAUCAGCUCAGAGCUACCCUCCGCUCCUAUCGUUCACGGGGAUUCCGGAGCCUUCAGAGCCCCUGGCUGGGGCCGGGGGCCCGGGCUGGGGCGGCCGCGGCUAUGAGGAUUACCGGCGCGCGGGGCCGCCCGCGCCCCUCGCCCUGUCCACCUGCGUCGUGCGCUUCGCCAAGACCGGCACUUUGAGGGGCGCAGCCCUAGGGCCCCCCGCAGUCCUACCCGCCCCUCUCACCGAGGCUGCGCCUCCAGCACCCCCGGCUCGCCCACCCCCAGGCCCCGGCCCGGCCCCUGCGCCAGCCAAGGCCUCCCCGGAGGCGGAGGAGGCGGCGCGCUGCGUGCAUUGCCGUGCGCUCUUCCGCCGUCGCGCUGAUGGUCGUGGCGGCCGCUGCGCCGAGGCCCCGGACCCGGGUCGCCUGCUUGUGCGCCGUCUCAGCUGCCUGUGGUGCGCCGAGAGUUUGCUCUACCACUGCCUGUCGGAUGCCGAGGGCGACUUCUCGGACCCGUGCGCCUGCGAGCCGGGCCACCCGCGCCCCGCCGCGCGCUGGGCCGCGCUGGCCGCGCUGUCGCUCGCCGUACCCUGCCUCUGCUGCUACGCGCCCCUGCGUGCGUGCCACUGGGUCGCGGCGCGGUGCGGCUGCGCCGGCUGCGGAGGUCGCCACGAAGAGGCUGCGCGGUGAGGACGGCCUGAUGGGUCCGGUAGCCAGACCGAGGACCCAAAAUUGAGGGUCCAGGACCCCGGACUCCGUUCGGACCCCAAUCCCAAACCUAGGCACACCCGGAACUUGGAGCUUGAGUUUGGAUUGAGAGACCCCAGACCUGGAACCUGGACCCCAAAUGUAGGACGGAGAGACCCCAGAACCAGCUUCAUUGGGAUGUCUGUCCAAGAGGUUCCAGGGACCCUGAGUUCUGGCUUUCCCAUUCUCCACCCCCACCCCGACCUAGACUAAGGAGAUUCCAGGGAUCCCCAGACCCUUCACCCCAGGCAGGCAGGGAGCACACGGAUCCCUGAGAGCAGGGCUCAUCCUGACUCCCUGUUCAAAUUACCAACCUAGACCCCCGUCAUGCCUGGCACCAUGAACCAUCAGAUUACAGCCUCAUAAUUAGGAGUGGCCAGAACCUGACCCUACCUGUAUACAGUUACUCCCAGAUCUUAAAUCAUAGUACCUGGAAUCACCCCCCAAUGAUUCUUGAAUGCACCUAAAACCUGGGGCACCUGUAUCUAGGAUGUUCUUGUAGCCCCAGGACUUCUUAGACACCAAAUCCUCUUAAGAUGCCCUGAGUCCUUGGAUGUGCUCAAACGGCUGUUCUCUCACCCAAAUGACUUGGGAGAUCCACCUCAGAGCCCUCCUUCCCAUGUGCACAUGGCCCAAGAUUCAGAAUUCAGACUCCGAGAUGCUGUGAGCCAAGGAUCAAAGACCUCUGUAGACCCACCCAUCCCAAGCUGGUGUUCCCAGGAUUUUUCAAUUCCAUAUAUAGAACUCUGAAGUCCUAUAUAUGUAGGACUGAUGUAGGAUUGAAGGCCACCAGUACCUCAGGGUCUAAGACGUGGGUCCCAACCCCUCAGAUACCCUUCUUCCCAACCUCCUUGGACUCGGAUUUCAAGCCCCAGAUCAUCCUGGAAUCUUCAGCUUCUUUGUACCCACAUAUUCCCAGUCCCCAAAAGGCUAGGAGCCCAGUUCCCAGAAGAUGGGACAUUCAUAGCAACUCAGACCUCUGACCCCUUGCCCCUGAGUGGCCCCAGAGUGAUUUAGGAACACUCAAUUCAAGACCCUAAGGUGCCACUGACCCUCCAAAUUCAGAACUCAAGCCUACACAGUAUUGGGAUUGUCCCUGACCCAAGACCUUGGUCCCUCCAUGCCAGAGACAAAUCUGAGGUGCCCUGGGACUUUCACACCUUCAGAUCCCAGAUUUUUUUGGAUUCCAACCUCUCUAGCCUGAUAUUUCCCAGGCCCAGCUUGUGCAUCUCUUGAGACCUGCUGCCCAUUGAAUCCUGCCGUCCGCAGACCCCUGGGAAACCCCAAGGUCCCAGACUCUCAGAAUUCUAGUCCCAAGGGCCCUGGCCCAAGCUCUCAGUAUCAUACAGAACUAACUACCCCUUUAACCCUGAAGGGGGAAAAAAAAAAAACAUUUUGAGCUAAUGUUCCUGGAUUCCAGGACCAACCAAGAUCUCUCCUGCUCCCAUAUCUAGGACCUAGCUUUGCCAUAGAUGAGUGUGCAGGCUGUGUGUGCUCACAGCCAAGGCUGUGAGCAGGGCUGGCCAUGCUGUGCCCUCAGAGGAAGGUGUGCAUUUGUGUAAGUUGCACAAAGGCAACUAGAUAUGGCUCUAUUGGCACAAAUGCCCAUGGGUGCACACUCACACCUACACACACCCACACCCACACACUUCCCAGCCUUGCAGACUCUCUCCCAAGCCCAACCUUGAGUCCUAGCCUUAGUCCAAGCCUUUCAUGUUCUGCCCCUCUGUUAACCCCUUCACUUCCAUCUCAGAGUUGGGGGUUGUUUGGGAAAGUUUGAAAGCCCGGUUCAUGGCCUUCUGAGACUCCUCUUCUGGGGAAAGGGGAUUCCAAGAUCUCUCUCUCUUCAGUGGAAUGGGACUUCUAGUGUACCAUGGAUCUGACAGCCUGCAUGGGGGAGAUCACGGUCUUGGAGCAACACAAUCUCAAUGUUGUAUGGGCUUGGGACCUACAUCUGGUCCUAGGCAUCUUGAAGUGUGCACUUACCUUUCCUCAUUACCCAGACCUGGAUGGCCUUGUGGGGGUUCAAGGGAUAGGUCAAGGGGGCCAGAGGGAUGGAUCCUCCUGUCACUUCCUUUAAAUUAUUAACUAUUUAUUACAUCCGGAACCUGUGAGAUUCAGCUCUCUCAACCAGACCCUGGGAUGGGUGAGAGAAAAGAGGGGUGUCCCUCCCACCCCCACUCUGCCCAGCUCUCAUCAGUGUCAGACCCACCAGAGCUGAGGGCGGAGGGAUGAGGGGCUGGGGCAGCCUGGGUCCCCAUCCCCCUCUCUGUGCCUCGGUCUCCUCCCUUCCGUGGUGGGCGGGGGGAAGCUCCAUUCUUAACCUACCUCGUUUUGGGGAGGGGUGGGACGGGGGACCAGAGUGCUGUAAGGUGCUGUGGGAUCUGUGGACGAAGUGGUGGGGGCUGGGGGAAGGUUCCCUGGCUCCCACCUCCCAGCACCGCCUCUCCCAGGUCUCCCAGUCCUGCUCCCUGCUAAUACCCACCUCUGAUCCAUGAUUACUCUUCAUCACCCCUAAAUCAGGGGUGCAUGGAGGGAUGACCCUGGGAGCCAGGAAGACCUCAAACCCUGGAGCCCCCAGGCCCAAUUUCCCAGCUGCUUGCCCCUCAGAUUGGAUGCUUGGCCCCCAGGCUUGGGGGAGGCACCUCGACAUUUAUCUUCCUGAUCUUGAUUCUAAGCCAGUCUGUGACCUCAAUAUUGUUAUCAGUGCAGGCUGAAGUAGUGGGGGAGGAUGGGGGCCGAAGACCAGCCUUGUCAUCGGGGGAGGGGGCAUGAGAUAUCGGCUCCAAGAAAUGUCUGUGACAAAGUCUCAGCCUGUGUUCUUUAUUUGCACUGAUGCACCCCAUCCGCUCAUCUUCCUGAGCCACCAGACCAGAGAGAAAUCCUCCUUUCCCCUUCUCAUCCUUUAGUCCCAAGCAGACCCUCGGCCUGAAUUUUAUACAUACAAUCACUCCACAAGUACAUUUACUGAACACUUGUUAUAUACCAAGCCCUGUUCUAGGUGCUGGGGAUAAAACAGUGAACAGAAAAAUUCAUUCCCACAAGGAACUUAUGAACUUUAUAGUGAAGGAGAUAACAUGUUAGUGGAGGAGAUAACAUAUAGUGAAGGAGAUAACAUGUUAGUGGAGGAGAUAACAUAUAGUGAAGGAGAUAACAUGUUAGAAAUGAUAUAUGCAUGCAUGCUGAGUUGCUUCAGUCACGUCCAACUCUUUGACUCUCUGUGACCCUAUGGACUGUAGAAGACCAUCAGGCUCCUCUGUCCAUGGAAUUCUCCAGGCAAGAACACUGGAGUGGGUUGCCAUGAUCUUCUCCAGGGGAUCUUCCCAACCCAGGGAUCGAACCCGUGUUUCUUAUGUCUCCUGCAUAGGCAGGUGGGUUCUUUACCACUAAGAAAUGAUAUAUCCUAUAAAGAAAAAGUGAAAAUGGGGGAUACAGACAGUUAUUGCCAUGGUGGUCAGGGAGGCCCCAUGGAGGAGGAUGGCAUUUAAAUAUAACCCUGAAGGUGAGGGAGUCCUGGGGCUGUCUGUAGGAAGAGCAUUCCAGGUGAAAAGGACAGUUGUGCAAGGCCUUGAGUGAGGAGCAUGUCUGGUAAGUCUGAGGGACGUCAAGGGAGCUGGAGAGGGGAGGAGCAAGAACAGGAGGGUGCUUAGGAGAUAGAAAGGUGAAAGAAGGAGAAAAGGUG